Girardinichthys multiradiatus is the source of this 1250-nucleotide messenger RNA. It is a transcript of the gene c10h8orf33, whose product is annotated as chromosome 10 C8orf33 homolog. The record is from RefSeq and is a predicted model, not a curated record. The coding region runs from base 169 to 1080 and encodes 303 amino acids. The transcript is spliced from 5 exons. NCBI's taxonomy places the organism in Eukaryota, Metazoa, Chordata, Actinopteri, Cyprinodontiformes, Goodeidae.
AGAUAUAUUUCUGGAACAUUUGAUGUUUUAAAGAAGAUUACGUAACUGGAUUAAGGUGUUUGUGGAAAUGUCUUUUUCUGCGGAUGUGUGAACCCUGGUUGUUUUGGGGGAAAUAAAUGCAGAAACGGACUUUCUUGAGCUGAAAACCAACGGGUUCUGGGGGAGAGCAUGACCGAGGAAAGGCUGCUGUUCUUAGAUAUUAGAGAAUCAAAGAUCUCCACACCUGCUGAAGGAGAGAGAAACAAGCCUUUCUGGGCUGGCAGUGACAACUCCUUCAGGUUUAACUUUUUCACAGACGGCGUCCCUCCAUCUCACGAGAAAACAUCUCCAGCAGACCGCAUCCCAUCCCCCACCCCAGCAUUAUCUUUGACAGGGCAGGGCUCUGCUUUUGCUUUUAACUUUCAAAUCCCUCCUGACCCACCUGCCGAAGACAUGGACACAACGGAGACUGCACACUUCUCAUCUCCAAGCAACCAACAGUGUGACCCGGAGGAAGAGCGUUCCCAUUCCCAGGGGGGUGCGUCUGAAUGUGAAGCAUCAGAGCAGUCCAAAACAAAAAAGAAGAAGAAAACUGGAAAGAAGAAACUGUCUGACACCGAGACACAGCAAAAGCUGACAGAAGGGAGUCAGAAAGAGGAAGAGCUGAGCCCAGAGGAGCAGCUGAACAGGCAGCUGGACUGGUGUAUCGAACAGCUGGAGCUGGGAAUAAGGUCCCAGAAAGGAACUCCAAAACAGAAAGAGGAGGCCUCUCGAGCCUUGAAGACGCUGCGCAGCUCCAAAGCUCCUCUGGUCAAGAAGCGGCAGGUGAUGAGAGCCAUGACUGGAGAUUACAGGAAGCAAAUGGAGGAAGAGAAGAAGAAGCAGUUCAAGCUCAUUCAAAGUGAAACUGCAUCAGCUCAGGUCAAAGUGGCGUCAUAUUCCCCAAAGAAGUCUGUUUUCCACCGCAGAGCUGAGGUGAGAACCCAUCCAGCAGCUUCAGAUGACCAGCAGCAGCAGGCUGGACCCUGGGGGCCUCAGGAGGAGACGACAGCCUUCGCUUUUGUUCCAUCAAAAAAAGAGUUUCUCUUCAAUUUCUUCUGAUAUUUCUGUGCUGAAAGAUGAAGAUCUCUCCAUGAACUGAACUGGAAAUAAGUGUUACUUACUCUGAACACGUAACGGUUGUUUAAAUAUUCAAAACACACAAGAAAUGUUGCGUCUGAAGAUUUGUUGUGAAAAAUGAUCAUAAAAAGGCUGUGAUUGCAUACACCAUC